CGCUAGUCCCCCCCCCCCUUACCUAGGAAGCGUUACUAAAUUAUCGUCUUAACCGGCUAAUCGUUCGUGUUACGAAAAAAAUAAAGGAAACAGGAAAAUCGUACGAUCUAAAUGAUCACUCGGAUCUUACAAAUUUAUGCACAAUGCACGUGCGUUUUGGCACGUGUGUGCUUCUGCCGACGCGCUGCCCGCGUGCGUUGAGCGCGGCCGGUAAACGAUGGCUUCGUCUAAACGGAAGAAUAAGGAGCACAACUGGUUCAGUUGCAGCUUGGCCAGAAACUACCCAAUGGCACGUAAUGUGUGCUGUACACAAGUGUCUCAUGCGUGUAUGUUUCAGCCCCAAGAUCAGAUUGAAGUUGGCGAGGAUGGCUUUAAGCAGUAUGAUGUCAUUACUGCUUUGGACAUGGAAGCCAUGAUGAGCACCAUCAACGCUUGGAAGGAAAACCCAGUGAAGUUUGAGAGAUCGCACGGCGUCAACAACACCCUGGAUGCGGAGAUGGUCUUGGAGUCGGAACACGGAGAGGAUGAUGUUCAUAUCCUCAUCGUGGAAGGCUUUCUGCUUUACACCUACAGACCUUUGAUCGACGUAUUUGACCAGCGUUACUUCAUUUCUAUACCAUAUGAAGAAUGCAAGAAGAGGAGGUGCUCAAGGAACUACACUGUUCCAGAUCCACCGGGUCUGUUUGACAGACACGUCUGGCCCAUGUACAUCAAACACCACGAGAUCAUGGAGGAGACCGGAGUUGAUGUUGAGCGACUGGAUGGGACGUGGUCAAAGGAGCAGCUGUAUAAUGCUGUCUAUGAAGACAUUCUGAACAACAUCCAGAAGCUGCUGUAGUGAAGGAUUGUUCACUGAGCACAGCUUUGCCCUGAUGACACCUGAAGCGCUGCCCAGUUCAGCAUGGAUUUUAAUCAUUAAUAUUUAUUGCUGCAUUUUCAGUCUGUGCUCUAGAGUGAAGAUUGUUAUGGCUUGAUGCACAUGUCAAUAAAAGGUGCUCCCCAUGUUUA
Messenger RNA from Brienomyrus brachyistius, 1008 nucleotides. RefSeq names its product nicotinamide riboside kinase 2-like. NCBI's taxonomy places the organism in Eukaryota, Metazoa, Chordata, Actinopteri, Osteoglossiformes, Mormyridae. Gene Ontology annotation, cellular component: cytoplasm. The coding region runs from base 218 to 838 and encodes 206 amino acids. The transcript has 6 exons. The record is from RefSeq and is a predicted model, not a curated record.